CCUCCUUAGGCUUGGUCUUCUUCCACUUCCCUACGACCUUUAUCGCGAUAGACAUCUCGAAACGACUAUUUGCCCACCAUGUCUAUAAUGCAAUACAAUGGAGGUUCGGUGGUGGCGAUGGUCGGGAAAGACUGUGUCGCCAUUGCGUCUGAUCUGAGGCUCGGAAAUCAAGCACUUACUGUGGCGACUAACUUCGAGAAGGUGUUCCCUGUGACGGAUCGGAUAUAUUUGGGCCUUCCAGGACUGGCUACGGAUGUGACUACACUGCGAGAACGUUUCCGCUUCCGCGUAAACAUGUAUACUAUCAAAGAGUCGCGCGAAAUCCAACCCUCCACCUUCGCCCACCUCGUCUCAUCAACCCUCUACGAACACCGUUUCGGCCCCUAUUUCAUCGAACCCGUCAUCGCAGGACUUGAGCGUCUACCGACUUCCACAGACGAAGAGCCGAAAUUCGAGCCUUUCAUCGCUGCGACUGACUUGAUCGGGUGCUUGAACUUCGCGAAAGAUUUCGUCGUGGCGGGGACGGCAAGCGACAAGUUAUUUGGUUGUGCGGAGGGGUUAUGGGAGGAGGAUAUGAACCCGGAGGAAUUGUUUGAGUGCAUCAGUCAGACGCUGUUGAACGCAGUGGACAGAGAUGCGUAUUCGGGUUGGGGAGCUGUGGUUCAUGUUAUCACGAAAGACAAGGUGGUAACACGUAUGUUGAAGGGACGCAUGGACUAAUCGACCAGAUUGGCUGGCAGGAUAACAAAUGUCCGUCGUGGUUGUCGUUUCAUUCUUGUUGUAAUAGCAUCCAUUUCUCUCGCUUCAUCGUGCUUUCCUCGUGCUAUCCUUCUGCCUGUACGAUCAACGCUUUCGAAGGACGGACACAGACUAGACUUAUUUCACCGACCGGUCGCGCUGUUCACGCUCUCCCGAGACCUACCAGUAUGCAUUUGGACCCACAGUUCUCGGCGUUGUCCAAUGCUUGUAGAAUGUCGCAGAACGAAGUGUACU
This is a messenger RNA of Stereum hirsutum FP-91666 SS1, 993 nucleotides long. RefSeq names its product 20S proteasome subunit beta 3. The transcript is spliced from 5 exons. Gene Ontology annotation, biological process: proteasome-mediated ubiquitin-dependent protein catabolic process. The record is from RefSeq and is a predicted model, not a curated record. Gene Ontology annotation, cellular component: proteasome core complex; proteasome core complex, beta-subunit complex. Bases 79 to 720 code for a protein of 213 amino acids. Lineage: Eukaryota; Fungi; Basidiomycota; Agaricomycetes; Russulales; Stereaceae.